Molecule: messenger RNA, 2470 nt
Organism: Eucalyptus grandis
Lineage: Eukaryota; Viridiplantae; Streptophyta; Magnoliopsida; Myrtales; Myrtaceae
Product: origin of replication complex subunit 3
Biological process (GO): DNA replication initiation; DNA replication
Cellular component (GO): nuclear origin of replication recognition complex; DNA replication preinitiation complex; nuclear pre-replicative complex
Molecular function (GO): DNA replication origin binding
Source: RefSeq, a predicted model, not a curated record
UGAGCGUUCGGGUUCCCGCCAAAAAAGGGUAAGAGAGGGGGAAAAGGGGGACCGAGCAAAGGGCGGCUGAACCGAAGGAGAUCGGAGGGAACUCGCUGCAGAGAUCGAGAUGAAGAAGACGGCGGCCUCCGCACCCUCUCCCGCCGAGCCCUCGCCCUCGCCCCAUCAAGAGCACGGCGACGACAACAGUCUGCAGCCGUUCUUCAUCCUCCAUAGAGCGGCCCCCGACAAAUCCGACCGCAAACCAUCCCGGAGGAGUGUCCCCUCGUCUCCGGCAUCCCCUAAUAAAGCCGUCAACUCAGAUGACCACGACGAUUGCUCCGGGGAUCUCUCUCGCGAGCACUUGCGAAUGGAGGCUUUCCAACACGCCUGGUCCGACAUCGAGACUGCCAUCCAGGGAGUCCUCCAGAGUAUCGACUCUGCUACAUUCGAGGCUAUACAUUCCUGGAUCAGUGAGUCCUUCAGCAUUAUCAGGACGCAUGUUUCUUCUGGCUUUUCUGAAGUUGCGCAGUCUUUCCCUGCCGCAGUAGAUUCUGUCUCUAGAAGGCUUUUUACCGGGCUCAUCCUCACCAAGAACAUGGAGCUGUUUGAUGAUCUCAGGACAUUUGAAGAGGUUGGCCGAUUUUUGAGAUCCCAUGGAUGUCAUGUUGCUAAUCUUUCUUCAAUGGAUUUUGUGGCCAAGAAUGGGAUUGGUGGUUGUAUUACAAGCUUGCUCAGACAGUUUUUAGCUACUAGUGUGGAUGCACCUGACAUGCUUACUUUGUCAUCAUGGUACAACAACCAAGUGAACAACGACACCCCUAUUGUUUUGAUUAUAGAUGAUUUGGAGCGUUGUUGUGGGUCUGUCCUAUCAGAUUUCAUCCUUUUGUUAAGUGAGUGGGUAAUGAAGAUUCCAGUCAUCUUAAUCAUAGGAGUGGCAACAACGCCAGAUCGGUUGAGAAGCAUACUUCAGUCCGAGGCGCUGCAGUGCUUGUAUCCUUUCAAGUUCAAUUUGGGGACUCUGGCAGAGAGAAUGGACGCUGUUGUUGAGGCUAUUCUGGUGAAGCAGAGUCCUGGUUUCUUUAUUAGCCAUAAGGUGGGUUUUAUGAGGAAUCAUUUUGUUAACCAUGGUGGAACGUUGAGUUCUUUUAUCAGAGCUCUUAAGAUAGCAUGUGUCCAACAUUUUUCUAUGGAGCCUUUUAGCUUCGUUCUCAGAGGGCUUAUUGAAGAAGAAAUACAGGGCAGCAAGCAUGGUGCAUUGCCGAAAGCCAUCUACAAUUGUGCUUCUAAUAUUUCACCUUGUGAGAGUAAUAAAAUGGAUGAAGAAGCUGUUCAAAGACUGGUUCCUGAAAUCGCACAACUUAGGAGACUGCACUUCUUGUGGAGCAUUGUGGUCCUGUGUCUAUAUGAAGCUGGAAAGGGCAAUGAGUUCCACGUGCUAGACUUACUGUGCGAAGCACUUGAUCCAGAAUUUUAUGCAUCAAGGGCUCCAGGUUCUUUUACUCAAGAGACUGGACGUACAAAAGCAUCAUCUCCAAAUGAUUGUUUUACACAUCAGCAUAAGUUUACCAUGAGAAAGAAUGGAUUUAUCUCUCAAGCGAUGCGGAAAGUAAGGGAUCUUUCUGAAUCACACCUUCUUUCAUUGCUUAAGAGGUGGGAAAGACAUACUGCAGAUAUUAUUGAGAUCCAUGAAAAGGUGAAGGAGUUGCAACAUAUGUUGAAAUUUGAAAAUUGCCAGCAGGUUAAAAAAGAUUCUGUGGAGAUUGCCAAGAUACGUGGACUGCAAAACAAGUCAAAUCUGGGAAGAGAUAUGAAAAGGGUCAAUGAUAAAGCUUCCAGCUUUCUUGCAUACCUGAUUGAGAAGUAUAUGCAACCCAUUGAAUGCGUGCCUUCUCAUGAGAUUGUUUGCUUUAAGAAUGUCAAGAAACUUCAAAUGGCUUUAGUUGGAGACUCGAGAAGACAGAUUCAGGUUGAUCUUUUGGAAUCCCACAAUAUUCUGAGUUGUAGUUGCUGCAGGAACGAUAAUAUCCUGUUGUCAUCCAUGCAUGAUACAUCAAUCAUGUAUACUUCAUGCCAGGAGCAUGGUGAUCUCGUCAAUCUCCAUGACUGGUACCAAUCUUUCAAAAGGAUUCUUCUAUGCCCAAACAGUAAGAAGAGGCACAAAUUGAAGCAGUCCCCUGUCUUGAAGAAACGAAAGAUUGUUGAUGAUUCUGAAAAGCUGAGUGAAGUGGUGAUACAAUCAAGGUUUUGCAGGGGAGUUGCAGAACUUCAGAUUACCGGGCUUCUCCGGAUGCAAAGUAAAAGAAGACCAGAUUUUGUGCAGAGAGUGGCAUUUGGACUUUGAUAUUUGCUGUUUGUCUGUUCCUGUUUGGUGUACUUCACAGUCGAUAAUUAAAUUUUUUAAUUUACCUAUUUAUGGGGAAAUUACAGAUGGGAAGAGCAUUUGUAUGAUUAUUGGUAAUAUCAGAGAAAAGCUACCUUCUGGUUUCAA